Molecule: messenger RNA, 603 nt
Organism: Rosa rugosa (rugosa rose)
Lineage: Eukaryota; Viridiplantae; Streptophyta; Magnoliopsida; Rosales; Rosaceae
Exons: 1
Coding region: 1-603 (200 amino acids)
Source: RefSeq, a predicted model, not a curated record
AUGAAGAGAUUGUGGGCUAAGUAUCGACAAUCUCGAGAUGAAGAUCAUGAAGAGCUGUGUACGACUAAUGCUCUUGUGGUAGCAGCAGUCGCUGAAGCCGAAGCUUUCUCCGGAUCACGACGACGGGGUUCUCAACCGGGGCGUACACCGAAUGAGGAGCGAUUUAGGGAAUCAAGAGGGAAGGACAUGAUGGAAGAUUACUUUGUGGAGCGUCCAGUUUUCAGUGAAGAGGUAUUCCGGACACGGUACAGGAUGAGUCACAAUGUUUUCAACCGUAUCUCCAGUGACCUUUGUCGCUAUGACCAGUACUUUGUCCAGAAAUCAGAUGCUGCAAAGAAAGUCGGACUACUUCCCCAGCAGAAGCUGACAUGUUCCUUAAGAAUGCUUGCUUAUGGUGUCGGGGCAGAUCAAUGCGCUGAGUAUUGUCGGAUGGCGAAAUCAACUGCCAUUGAAGCUCUGAAACGAUUUACAAGAGGAAUCGUUAAUCUGUACUCGGCAGAAUACCUCCGGGCUCCUACUCCGGCCGACCUCAGAAGACUUCUCGCCAAAGCUGAGAGAAGAGGCUUUCCUGGGAUAAUUGGAAGCAUCGACUGCAUGCACUGA